AUGUCUUGGGAUCGACUGGCUGCCCUAAAGGAGGAGCGUGGCAUGAUCUUUAGACACUUACAUGAUUUUAAUCUUGCUAUGCUUGCAAAGCAAGGAUGUUGGUCUUGCGCAAAGGAACGAUCGAGACUUUUUACUGUCUAUAGUGCUUAUUUGCUACUGCAACAGCAAAAACCAAAAAAUCCAGGCCCCAAUAACCCUGGUUUUUGGCAAAAAUUAUGGCACUUGAAGAUCCCACCCAAAGUCAUUAACUUUUUAUGGCGUGCCAUCUCUGAAUGCCUUCCUACAUGUCUUAAUCUCGUCACCAAACAUGUGCAGCGUCGUUUGGUACUUAGUUUGAGCUCUGCUGCAAUCACUGAUAUUGGCCUAAUUUGUCAUGCUGCCAUGCUUUGUUGGGUGGUGUGCAAAGCCUGUAACCAAGCUGUUUGGGAUAAACGAACCUCCAUUGUAAAUGAUGUUAUAACUUCAGCUUCUGUUAAUUUUGACCAUUGGAAGAAGGCUCAGAAAAAUUCUACUCUAUUAUCAUUGUUGAUUGAAAAUAAUAGUGAUGGGUCUGAGUUUUGGAUAAAACCAAGUUUGAAUCAAAUCAACAUUAAUAUUGAUGGUGCUCUUUUUCAUCAAGAGUGUUCAUAUGGUUUUGGUUUAGUGGCAAGAGAUAGCUCAGGGAGGUUAAUAUAA
This is a messenger RNA of Cannabis sativa, 675 nucleotides long. RefSeq lists its product as uncharacterized. The record is from RefSeq and is a predicted model, not a curated record. NCBI's taxonomy places the organism in Eukaryota, Viridiplantae, Streptophyta, Magnoliopsida, Rosales, Cannabaceae. The transcript has 3 exons. The coding region runs from base 1 to 675 and encodes 224 amino acids.